Branchiostoma floridae (Florida lancelet) is the source of this 3515-nucleotide messenger RNA. RefSeq lists its product as uncharacterized. Lineage: Eukaryota; Metazoa; Chordata; Leptocardii; Amphioxiformes; Branchiostomatidae. The transcript is spliced from 13 exons. Gene Ontology annotation, biological process: microtubule-based movement. Gene Ontology annotation, cellular component: dynein complex. The record is from RefSeq and is a predicted model, not a curated record. Gene Ontology annotation, molecular function: dynein intermediate chain binding; minus-end-directed microtubule motor activity; dynein light intermediate chain binding. The coding region runs from base 57 to 2564 and encodes 835 amino acids.
UCACGGCAUGGACUCCGUACCCGGGCGUCAGCACUCUUCUCAUUGGCUGCGGAAUCAUGUUUCUGCUCGUGGGUGCGCUCGGGCUGUUCCUCGCCGUGGAUGAUUCUUGCGCCGCCUGUAAGAUGGGUGUACUAACUAUCCAGUCUACCCUGAACUGCCUUCUACUUGCGCCGCUGGCCUGUAUAUCAGCUACGCUUGGUUUACUACACACCUCUGAAACAAGAACACGCUAUGAAGACACAUCCACACAUGACUGGCACUUACACCUGGAGAUAGGAAUCAUCUGCGCAUGUGUAGUGGAGACAGGAGCGGCGGGCGCUACUGCUAUCCUGUGUGGCUGCUGCGAGAUCUUUGGCUGUCAAGACAAAACAAAUAUCGAGACGGUGGCUCUGACAGAAACAACCCAAAAGAACCACUGUAAAAGAAGGGAAAAGUCUGGGAAAGACUUCGGCGACACAAGCAAAACUCGUUUCCCAACACGCCCGACGUCCCUGCUGAACAGACUAGACAAAAGAAAGCAAGUUCAGCCGCUUGAUGUCGUCCAACCGAGACCAGGAUUAGAAUUGUCUGUUGGAAGAGCGGAGAUGCGUCCGAACGAUGCUAUGACUUCAACAGCUGUCCAACCGGGAAUUACCAUUGAAGAACUGGGGUCCUUCCAACAAGCUUCUGUGUCAGAUUGUGCUUCAGUUCUGGACACAUUGUCACCGCUACCAGGAUCAACACAGGACAGUAUUGAGCUGGUGGCGUAUGAUAUGCAGACCCUCCCCAUAGGAGUGGACAAGGCAACUGAGGCCGAUGGAGAUGAAGAGAGCGGGUCUCGGAGACCUCCGGCUUUUCUUAAGCCCCUAGAUUCAGCUCGCAUCCCUCCUAGACUUGUGCGAAAUAGGGUAGAUCCAGAGCACAUUGGAUCUACUGCAAGUUUUGUGUCCUUAGACGGGAGUUCUGGUGACUUCUCGCCAAUACUGAACUCAAACAACAUCCCAGGCAAGGGCGAGAAGAGGCCACCUGUGAGAAAGCCAUUGCCUCCUCCAUCUGUACUGAAAACGUCAACAGUGUUUUCACCAGAAAAAGCACCUGAAUGUUACAAACCAGACGGUUUAAAAACUCACAGUGUGCCAUCUCUAGAAAAGCUCAAAGCAAGGGACUUCACCUGCCAAGAGGGAGAAGAUGGUGACGCAUUCGUACAAAGAAGAGAUUCGUUGGAAACGUUUGAAGAUUUAGGCGUGAUUCAUUCCGGAGUGGAGACAAACUCGAUGACGGACAACGAUACAAAGGUACUCGCCCCUACGGGUACAAAGAAGGACCUCUACGGUUCGUCAGGUGGUGGUGUUCGAUCUGCAGGCAGCAUGCAUGACGGCCGCAGCUCCAAGCUGAUGCUGGUGACCGAGGAGUCCCUGAUCAUGCUGGAUGCUGUAGACAAGGAACUAGACGAGGCGGAAACGCUGAUCGAGUCAGACACCAGAAGUCAGAGUUCCUCCGGUUUACGCCGUGCUGACGAGUACAAUAAGACGAAGGAAACUCCACCAAAAGAGAUGAUCGACAAAAACAUCACCGCUCAGACAGCUCAAGAGGGCUCUGACAGAAUCACUCAGAUCAGGUGUAGGUCGGAUCUAGACGCACAAAGGGGAAGAGUGCCCGCAGUAGACCUUAAUACAUCAGGUUUACUUGAAAAGGAAAUACAAUCGAUGGAAAUGGCUCAGAAAGAGGCAUAUAGUGUGAAAGGAAAAGAAGACCACAAUGGCCGACACUCCCUCUCCACGAAAAGGGCAACAAGCUAUGAUGUCUGCAAGAAAGAUGACGUCACGGACGUGGAACGUGAGCUGGCAGAGGCAGAACAGUUGAUACAGCGGUCAACUGAGAACGCCACGUGUGACAUGGAUGACAGCAUGACUGAUGGACUGACGUCACCAAGCUCCACCGGUAUGAAUGACGUAGAUGAACACAUCGAGGCAGCCGAGACGCUGAUCCAGAUGUACGAGGCCACAGAGGCCCUGCAGAAGGCCAUGUCCCUGAGGAAUCUGCAGGCCCUGGAAGCUGCCAUCACCGCCGUGCAGCGGGCUGGAGUAGAGGACAAAGUGAAACACGAGAUAAACAGGGCCAACAAACUGCUCUUGUCGCUCCGACAGCUGGACAAACUGAAACAGGAAGUUCUCAAGCUUCGCCAGAGUACAGUAUCGGAGAUCCGCAGCUACAACAAACCCCACCCCGCCGUCAAAACAGUCAUGACGGCUGUGUACUUGCUGCUGGGCACCAGGGAGAAAGACACAGAGAACUGGCAGUCUGUACAGAUUCUGCUGAGCAAGGCUGGUGCAGAAGGGCUGAAGAGACGAGUGUCUGCUUGCCACGUAGCAAAGAUUCCUGUGGCCGUAGCGAACAGAUCCCGGCAAUUCCUCAGCAAGUACAAUCUGGACGAGAUACGAGAUGUCAGUGCUGGAGCUGCCACAUUAUACUUAUGGGCAACAGGAGUUGUACAGGAAGUGCGUGACAGAGCAAGAGAGCAGAGGCAGCUCAACUUUCUAACCACCGCCUCUUCACCCACUGCUGACACCAACUCAACAACAUAGCAAUCCACGUCCUGGGACCUAUUUUCAAUGAAAAUGAUGUCUACAUGUACAUCUAUUGGACUCUAAAGAGUGAUAGGGUCGACAGAAACCAUUGGAAGCGACAGCCUUACAGUUGUAGAUUCAAACAGUAGUUGAAGUAAUUGAUAUCUAUCAAGCUCAACAGUAAACACUUCAACAUUUCAAACCUUAGGUAUUAUAUUUCUGUAAUUUAUGCAUAAUUUAUGUUUAUUCUUAGCCAUGAAGGGACUGGGUAUACAGGUGGUUUUUUGGCGGGCUUUCAUUCCAAACAGAUUUAUAUGAUUCUCAGAUAUUGUUUUUCAAUAAUAUUGAACGUAUCUCAUGUAAUGUAGCUAGUUUAAGUACAUAAUGAUCCAUUGGAUUUACAGCUGUGCAGUUUUGGACACAUACUCAAAAUUUGUGACUUACGGCUUAUGCAUCAAUCUAGUACGUUAUUUGUUUUUGGUGUGUGUAAUAUCUAUAUUUUUGCUUGGCUUUAUUUAUAAAGGAUUGUUUGACGCGAUGAAAGUAGAGCUGUCAAGACAAACGUCUCUUGUGAGUAAAGAGUCAUGCAUAAUAAAUGUUUCAUUGUUGAUGCAAAUAUGAUAUUCACUUACAUAGAUUAAUCAGAUAAUCAUUUUCUGGACCUGAAUAAAACAAUAUGUUCAAAGUAUGAAAAAAUCAGCCCAACACAGCAAUGCGAUAACACUGUAUUAUGCAACUACCUUUUCAUACAAGUUUCCAAUACAAUAUAUUUGAAUGAUUCUGUCGUGUAGUGUCGACUGUCUGAAGGAUGUUCCCCUUUAAGUCACCACUUAAGCCAUCAUGAUUUUAUUAAUCAAGAUUCAGAGAAUGUGAUCAUAGAGAAGUCAAAAGUAUCAAGUAUCCUUAACAAGGCUGACCAGAUGUAUAAAACACACUGUGGGUUACAGCAAUAAUGUGGAGAGGGUCAGG